Molecule: messenger RNA, 456 nt
Organism: Punctularia strigosozonata HHB-11173 SS5
Lineage: Eukaryota; Fungi; Basidiomycota; Agaricomycetes; Corticiales; Punctulariaceae
Exons: 3
Coding region: 1-456 (151 amino acids)
Cellular component (GO): nucleus; cytosol
Molecular function (GO): protein-N-terminal asparagine amidohydrolase activity; protein-N-terminal glutamine amidohydrolase activity
Source: RefSeq, a predicted model, not a curated record
AUGGGCGCAAAACACGAUCCCCCGCCGCUGCCCCCCGACGUCACCUACACCAGCUGCUACUGCGAAGAGAACGCGUACCUUCUCUGCGCCACCUUCUCCCAAAACGCGGACGUCGCUGCCAGCUGGGACGUCUCCGUCGCCUUCGUCUCCAACGCGCGUCAGACGGUAGCGUUAUGGAGCCAGAAGGCGUCCCGGGAUCUCGACGGGCUCGUCGUCUGGGACUACCACGUCGUGCUCUGCCUCCGCUCCCGAGCCCGGCCCGUCUCUCCUCCGUCUGAUAGCGAGGCCCGCGCUUUCGGUAAGACGACGGAUUCCGAUUCGCCGGCGAGGACGUGGAUAUACGACUUCGACACGCGGCUCGGGCUUCCGUGCGACGCGACCGGUGCGUGUCUUCGCGUGUCGUCAUACAUAUGCUACCGACUUCUAUGGACGUGCACAACCGACAUGAAAGUCUGA